Messenger RNA from Zingiber officinale, 3535 nucleotides. Its product is annotated as receptor-like protein kinase HERK 1. Gene Ontology annotation, biological process: protein autophosphorylation. Lineage: Eukaryota; Viridiplantae; Streptophyta; Magnoliopsida; Zingiberales; Zingiberaceae. The transcript has a single exon. The record is from RefSeq and is a predicted model, not a curated record. Bases 908 to 3385 code for a protein of 825 amino acids. Gene Ontology annotation, molecular function: ATP binding; transmembrane receptor protein tyrosine kinase activity. Gene Ontology annotation, cellular component: plasma membrane; plasmodesma.
CUUAGUUAAUAAGCUCUACAGCGGGUACAUUGCUCCGCCUCCAUCAGCAGGCGUAGAACUCGACCAACUCGUCCAGCGACUCGGGAUGCGGCCCGGCGUUCUCCAGUGGCAAAAGGCGAAAUUGCUCGCACGGCCCGGCGUUCUCCAGUGGCAAAAGGCGAAAUUGCUCGCACGGCCCGGCGUUCUCCAUUGCAGCAAAAGGCGAAACCCUCGCCCCCAGGGCCCCCACCGAUCGGACCCACGGUCAUUAUCGUAGCACCUGAGUUAACAUGGGACGGACCGGCGUUCUCCAGCAUCCACGGCAGGUGUUCGAACAGCACCACCUCGCACCCAACCACCACCGUCUCUGCGUCGGCGUUGUCACUGCACCGCUCGACUAGUACCCGGAAGAGUGGGUGGCCAACGAGGUCGUCGCUCACGAGGUACUUCCGGCGCGACUUCCCGACGUACAGCGGGUGGAGCCCCGGCGGAACCCCGUCGCCGUGGAACGACGUGGAGUGUAGCCACCCCUCGCCGUCCUACUACCGGGAGGAGACCCCGCAGCGGCGGCGGCAGAUGAUGCACCUGAGGUCCCAAGGUGCCUCCUUUCCUCUUUUUCUUAUUUUCUUCUGUUAAAUCCCCUCUUGUGGGUUUCCACUAUUUCUUCGUUUGCGGCGGCGAUUUAGGGUUACUUGGCGUCGGUUUCUUUGUCUUCUUCCUUGUAGAUCGUAGUCCAAGAUCAAUUUUUUUCUCCCCCUUUUUUACAUCCCCGCAAAUCAAUGCGCAUUAGGGUUUCCUUGUUCAAAGUUCAACCAUACUUUUCUUUUGUAAAAAUGUGGGUUGUGUUGCGUCUGUAAUCUUCCUUGUUGUUGAAAAAAGAAACUUUGCUAACAGAUUCCACCUUUGUUAGCUUUAUCUGCUAAUAGCCAUGAAAGGGAUUGGAGUGAGUUGCAUCAUCUUUUUGCUUAUUUCAAUCAGAUGCAUCCAUUGUGCAUUUACUCCCGCAGAUAACUACCUGAUUGAUUGUGGUUCCUUGACCAAUACAACCAUCUACAAUCGAGUGUUCGUCGCCGAUGUUUCCCUUUCUUCAACCUUGACUUCCUCCUCAAACAACCUGGUGAACACCUCCAUCUCGGUGCCUGCCUCCUCCUAUGGCGCUGCCCUGUAUCAAAAUGCUCGUGUCUUCACAGUGACAUCCUCCUACUCUUUCCAAAUCAAUGCCCAUGGCCGACAUUUUGUUCGCCUGUACUUCUUCCCAUCCGUUUACGGAAACUUUAAUCUCACUUCGACAUCCUUCGUCGUGUCUACACAAGAUGUUGUCCUCCUCGACCAUUUCCAGCCUCAGGCGAAUUCUGCAGUUGUUGAGGAAUUCUUGGUGAACAUAACUACCGAUAUGCUUAUCCUUACAUUUGCGCCAACAGGAAACAAUUCCAUUGCCUUUGUGAAUGCUAUAGAAGUCGUAUCUGCUCCUGAUACCUUAAUUGCAGACACUGCUACCAUUGUCAAUCCUCCAGGUAAAUACCAGGGCUUGUCAGACCAGUUGUUAGAGAAAAUUUACAGGGUCAAUAUGGGCGGGCCACAGAUUUCGCCAAAUAAUGAUACUCUGUGGAGAAAUUGGGAAACUGAUCAGAAGUUUCUGCUUAACAGCGCACUUUCUCGAUCAGUUAAGUUCCCAGGAAAAAUCAGUCAUGAGGAAGGAACUACUGAGGAGAUCGCUCCUAAUAUAGUGUACUCAACAGCAACCGAGUUGGCCGCUGCCUCAAAUACUUCAAAUGCUCAAUUCAAUGUGACAUGGCAGUUCAGUGUGGAAGCUAACUCGGCCUACCUGAUAAGGUUUCAUUUCUGUGAUAUUGUCAGCAAGGCAGCUGGAAACCUCUAUUUUAAUGUUUAUGUCAAUUCCUGGGCUGUAGCUAGUAAUCUUGAUCUCAGUAGCAUUACGUUUGGGCAGUUAGCAACUGCAGUUUAUAUGGAUUAUGUUUUGGAGGCUAAUGAUGCAUCAGAGAAGCUUGACAUUAGCAUUGGUCCUUCAGUUCUUAAUGGUGUUUUGCCGGACGGCAUACUCAAUGGCCUCGAGAUCAUGAAGAUCAAUGGCUCUGGUGGUUCUCCAGUUACACCACCUGGUUCGAAGAAGAAUCUUGUCAUCAUAGUGGCUCCAAUAUUUGGAAUAAUUGCAGUAACCAUUGUUGUUGCUCUUUGCUUAAUCCUUAGAAAGAGGAAGCUUACAAAACAGUAUUCAAAGUCUUGGGUGCCUUUCUCCAUCGAUGGCUUCACAUCUCAUAGCACUGGAAGUCGAACUUCCAAUGGAACUGCAUUUACACUUGGUCUGAAUGGAAAUUUUGGUUAUCGUCUAUCUUUUGCCAUCCUGCAAAAAGCAACAAACAACUUCGACGAGAAUUGGGUGAUUGGUGUUGGAGGUUUUGGGAAGGUUUACAAAGGAGUGCUGAGUGAUGACACAAAAGUAGCAGUGAAGAGGGGAAAUCCUAAAUCUCAACAAGGCAUCAAUGAGUUCCAUACUGAGAUUGAGUUGUUGUCAUGCCUGCGCCAUCGUCAUCUUGUUUCUCUUAUCGGAUACUGUGAUGAGAAGAACGAGAUGAUUCUUGUUUAUGAAUACAUGGAAAAGGGCACUCUCAAGAGCCAUCUUUAUGGCUCUGACAUGCCUUCUCUUAGGUGGCAGCAAAGAUUGGAAAUUUGUAUUGGAGCAGCUAGAGGAUUGCACUAUCUUCAUACAGGGCAAGCGAAAGCCAUCAUCCAUCGCGAUGUUAAAUCCGCAAAUAUUCUACUCGAUGAGACUCUCUCGGCAAAGGUGGCUGACUUUGGGCUAUCAAAGACUGGACCAGAGCUGGAUCAGACCCAUGUUAGUACUGCAGUAAAAGGAAGUUUCGGAUAUCUCGACCCUGAAUAUUUCCGAAGGCAACAGCUGACUGAGAAAUCUGAUGUGUAUUCAUUCGGAGUUGUUUUGCUAGAAGUGUUGUGUGCAAGACCAGUUAUCGAUCCGACCCUACCGAGAGAGAUGGUGAACUUAGCAGACUGGGGAAUGAAAUGGCAAACGAGGGGAGAACUGGAGCACAUUGUAGAUUCUCGUAUCAUUGGAUCAAUUAGGCCUGAAUCUUUGAAGAAGUUUGGGGUAACCAUCGAGAAAUGCCUAGCGGAUUCAGGCAUCGAGCGCCCCUCGAUGGGAGAUGUCCUCUGGAACUUGGAGUAUGCUCUACAACUUCAAGGUGCAUAUGCUGGUAUCUCGGAAAUCAACAAUAUCAAAAGGAUCACUGAGCUUUCGCCGCAAGUUCAAAACAUCAAUGCCUUCGAGAGUGCACCGGCAGGGGAAGCUGCGACCUCACUGCUCAACGAUCUUUCAGACGAUUCCAUGAACAAAGUUUUCUCACAGUUGAUCAAGUCCGAGGGAAGGUGAGUCAAUCGAUCUUAUUUGAAUUGGCUCCAGGGAAGUGGGAGGCCUGCGAAGGGUUGUUUAUUUAGUAUGUUUGCAUAGCACAAUACAUUAAGGUUAAUGAUUGAUCAUGGUUCUGUUUUCCUCUGAUCUAACUAGUUUUUCAGAUAUUCA